CCGGGCGGCCGCGGCAGGUGUAAUUUUGACAUGAGAGAAUUGGGAGCGUUCAGCCAGGAGAAGAGAAGCUUCGGGGUGAACUAACUGUGGCCUUCGAGGCAGUCUCCAAAAUCCACCAUGAUUUCUCUCUUCGAGCCCGAGUUCCUGAAUGUCAUCAUCGGGGUCGUGUGUGGCGUGUGCCUGGGCUGGGGCAUCCGGGGGAGGCUCCGCAGGAAGCCCAGAGCUGGAAUAAUUCCAGAACCUUCCAACGGCCUGGGGGACGAGGCCGACAUCAUGGGAGAGUCCGGGGAGCUCAAGCUGGUGCUGAUCGUCCGCAACGACCUGAAGAUGGGCAAAGGCAAAGUAGCAGCACAGUGCUCCCAUGCUGCUGUCUCUGCCUACAAGCAGGUUCACAAAAGGAAUCCCGAGCUCCUGAAGCAGUGGGAAUAUUGUGGACAACCUAAAGUGGUCCUCAAAGCUCCCGAUGAAGAGACUCUGGUGCAGCUGCUGGCUGAGGCGAAGCGCCUGGGGCUGACUGUGAGCUUGAUACAGGAUGCUGGGCGUACUCAGAUAGCUCCAGGCUCCAGGACAGUCCUUGGGAUCGGACCAGGACCAGCUGAUGUCAUAGAUCAAGUUUCUGGUCACCUUAAACUCUUCUAAACUGGGAUGUGUUCAUGUAUGUCAGUACUGAAGGGAUAAAAAAUAUAAGUUGGUUUUUUUUUUUUCGGUAUCUUCCCUCAGUGUUAAUAAAACAAGCAAGUUUUGUAAGAU
Messenger RNA from Lonchura striata (white-rumped munia), 750 nucleotides. RefSeq names its product peptidyl-tRNA hydrolase 2 (gene PTRH2). Gene Ontology annotation, molecular function: peptidyl-tRNA hydrolase activity. Gene Ontology annotation, biological process: positive regulation of anoikis; negative regulation of anoikis. Lineage: Eukaryota; Metazoa; Chordata; Aves; Passeriformes; Estrildidae. Gene Ontology annotation, cellular component: cytosol. The record is from RefSeq and is a predicted model, not a curated record.